AUGACCGAAAUAGAUAUUGAAAGGAUUAUGUCACCACAUUACUUUAUACCACACCAUUGUGUGCUUAAACCCGACAGUACCACCACUAAGUUACGUGUGGUAUUUGAUGCAUCAUCCAAAACAACAUCAGGACAAUCUCUCAAUGAUUUACUACACAUCGGACCAACUGUUCAAAGUGAAUUACUGUCUAUUUUAUUACGAUUCCGUCUUCCUCGUUAUGUGUUUACAACAGACAUUGAAAAGAUGUACCGACAAAUACUUGUAUAUCCAGAAGACAGACAAUGUCAGCUUAUCGUUUGGAGAAAUGAACCAAGUCAACCGAUAAAGUACUUUCAACUCAACACAGUAACAUAUGGUACUAGAUCAGCACCGUAUCUAGCAACCAAAUGUUUGCAAGUUUUAGCUGAUGACAAUAUGCAAAAUUAUCCAUUAGGUGCAUCUGCUCUCAAACAAAACUUCUAUGUAGAUGACUGUUUACACGGGGCAGAUAGUCUGAGAACAUUGUUGGAAACUCAGAGUCAAUUAAACAAAAUACUGACAGCAAGCGGUUUUAAAUUGCGAAAAUGGUGCGCAAAUCAUCCAAGUCUACUACAAGGAAUUCCACACGAUGACCUAAAAGUCAAUUUAGAUUUAGAAAAUAAUAACGAUACAACAAAAACUCUGGGAUUAUCCUGGUGUCCAAAAUCUGAUAGUUUAUGCGUCAAGGUUAAAUUGGAACCUGUUUGCAGCACGACGAAGCGCAGUGCAACCUCAGAUUUAGCAAGGCUAUUUGAUCCACUAGGACUUUUGUCACCAGUUGUGGUGAUGGCAAAGAUCUUUAUUCAAGAAUUAUGGAAUUUAAAGAUGGAUUGGGAUGAAAAACUGCCGACUGAAUUACAGAAACAGUGGUUAGAGUUCCGGAACAAUUUGACAAAAGUAAAACCAGAUAUCUCGUCAUAUUUUCAAAGGCGAAGUUCCUGCCAACAUUCAAUUACACAUCUUUACAGAUGCAUCAGAAAAGGCAUAUGGUGCUGCAGCGUAUUUGAGAUCAACACUUCAGAAUGGUCAAAUCAUUGUACGACUAUUGUGCGCCAAAUCUCGGGUUGCACCUUUGAAAAGGUUGACAUUACCUCGUCUCGAACUUUGUGCAGCUGUGGUUGGCGCAGAACUAGCAACAAGAAUAAAGAACGACCUACAAAUAAGAAAUUACCAGACGUUCUUUUGGUGUGA
Teleopsis dalmanni is the source of this 1209-nucleotide messenger RNA. RefSeq lists its product as uncharacterized. The record is from RefSeq and is a predicted model, not a curated record. Bases 1 to 1209 code for a protein of 402 amino acids. NCBI's taxonomy places the organism in Eukaryota, Metazoa, Arthropoda, Insecta, Diptera, Diopsidae. The transcript has a single exon.